Messenger RNA from Nezara viridula (southern green stink bug), 1356 nucleotides. Lineage: Eukaryota; Metazoa; Arthropoda; Insecta; Hemiptera; Pentatomidae. The record is from the annotation of a GenBank genome assembly.
AUGGUUGCAACCUUAAACGCUUUAGUUGCUGCAGAACAAACAUGCAUAAACACUCCAUUUUUCUUAGGAUUCAUUGGAAAUGAUUACAAAGAUGGUCUUGAAGUAUCCCGAAGCAUUAGUAAAGUAUUUAAUAUAGCUCAUGUUCUUCCGCAUUCUUUUGACUUAAAUUUGACUGCUGAUGAUAACAUCCUCUUUGUUUCCUCAUAUCCUGUUAAACAGCAUACUGAGGCAAUGAAAAUAAUUUUUGAAAAACUUGGAAUACAAAACUUCAUUAUUCUGCAUGACAAUGAAUCACUAUCAAUAAUGAAGUUGAAUCAUUUAGUUGAUGAUGUAAAAGAAGAUUUAUGUUUCAUGAAAUCUGUUGUGUUUGUAAGCGUUGAUGACCUUAAACACCAGUUUACACAAGGCUCAAACGAAGAUGGUCUUGUGAUAAUCAUUGAAAAUGCUAAUAUUCUUGAUGAGCUAUCAGGAUACUUAAUGACAUAUAAUAAGCAGAUCAUAAUAUCUUCUGGUAAAAUUGGUACAGAAAACUUUCUUUUUCCUCUUUUAAAGACAACUUACAUCCUGCAAUUUGUUAGUUUAUUACCUCUUGGGAAUUUAUCUCUGCGAUAUGAUGAAAAAUUGGUUAAAAUCUAUGAUGAGCAGAACUGGUUGAAAUGUUUAAAAAACACAAAUAAAUCAGAAAUAAAAUGCAAUUCAUCUAUUACUAAAGCAUUAAAUAUCAAAGAGAAAGAUUGGACCGUAGACCUAUUGCAAUAUGGUAUAAUGCUUUAUGGACAGAGUGUUCGAAAUACUGCUAAUAAAAAAUGCAAUCAGCCAAAUGGAAGCCAAGGCUGGUGUUCAGAACUAAACUCCAUGUCACAAAAAGAAUGGCACCGUAUUCUUAGAGACUCAUCAACAUUGAAUAAUCCUAAUGUUGGGUCAAGUACUAAAACAAUAAGGUUCAAUAUGGAUAUUAGUGGUAAAUUUGUGAUUCAUUUGCUGAAACAUGGUUCCAUUCAAUCGGUAGGGAAAAUUGAAGGAUCAAAGAUUGAGAUGGUCCAUAACUACAAGUUUCCGACUCUUAACCGGAAGAAGUAUGUCAAUUGCCUUGAUACGAUUCUGACUACAUCUGCUACCACUACACUUCCAACUACUACCAAAUUUAAUUUUGAAACAUCAUCAGUUCCUUUAGAUGGCUUCUUUAAUAUUGAUUUACGUGAUUAUGAAAUGAUCGGUAUUCUAUCUGGUAUUAUCUUUGGUAUAAUCUUUUUACUAAGUGUUUUUGUUUAUGUUAUCUACGCUACUGUAAGAGUGAAAUCAGCACGUAGUGACAAUUCUUCAAUAGGUUCAGGAAACACCAGAAUAAGUGAUUAA